CUGCCCUCAGACGUCGGCCUCUCUGACGGGCCACCCAACCUGGUCUUGCUUGUAUUCCAUGGUCUUUGGGUGAACUACUUUGUUCUGUCUACUCUCGGGUCCUGCUCGGAAUGGAUAUCUUCAGGACGAAGCGAGCAUAUCGCUUUAUACCCCUCGGCGCUGCUGCCACACUCUUGCUAUGGGGCUUCGCCCGGUUUGGCGCAACCGAUCACUCAAUAUACCGCCCCGGACCUGACCAAAUCGAUGAGUUAUACCCUCCGCCACCUCCGCCUCACCACUUCCCUCCACCGUUUGGCGGCGGGCGCCCCCCGUCCGGAGGUCCUCCGCCCCACGUGCGGCCAGCCACAGUAUGGUCAGAGCGCGCUGACGCUGUGAAGGGCGCGUUUAUCCACGCAUACCGAGGCUACCAGGAGUAUGCAGGGUCACACGAUGAGCUCCUGCCCGUUUCGGAUGCGUAUGUGGACAACUUUAACGGCUGGCGUCUGACGCUCGUGGACUCUUUGGAUACCAUGCUCAUCAUGGGUUUCCAUGACGAGUUCCGCGAAACAAUACCUAUCCUCGCGAACAUGACCUUCGCUCUGCCCAAGGGGAAAUAUGCACCAUUCUUUGAAACCGUCAUUCGUUACCUUGGUGGUCUCUUGUCCGCCUAUGCCAUAUCCGGAGAGCCCAUCUUGCUUACUCGUGCAGAUGAUCUGGGCACCAUGCUAUUGCCUGCAUUCAAUACUACGCACGGGCUUCCGAUGUAUGCGGUCAAUACUGUGUCUGGGGAUACUAGGAAUGGCUGGACAGGACCGCAGAUUCUUUGGGCAGAGGCCCUCAGCUGCCAGAUGGAGUACAAAUAUCUCGCCCAUCUCACUGGUCGCCAGGAAUACUUCGACAGGGUUGAGCGCAUCAUGGAUCUCAUGAACGAAGCCAAGGUCGAGGACAACCAGUUCGCAACGAAGUGGUCUGUGACCACCGGGCACCCGUCCAACGACCACUUCUCAGUGGGCGCGUUCGCUGAUAGCGCACACGAGUACUUGCUGAAGCAAUGGCUGCUGACAGCGAAGUCUGAGACCAAAGCUCGCGACCUAUACCUCCGCGACGUCGAAGCCAUCCUCGCAAACCUCCUCUACGUCACCCCCAACCGGAACCUCCUCUACGUAACCGACACGACCUCCUCCAGCCCCAGCCACACCUUCGAGCACCUCUCGUGCUUCCUCCCAGGCCUGCUCGCGCUCGGCGCGCACACGCUCCCCCUCGCCGCACGCGACCGCGAGCGGCACCAGUGGGCCGCGCAGGGCCUCGCGUACACGUGCUGGAUCACGUACGCGGACCACGAGACCGGGCUCGGGCCCGACGAGAUGGCCAUGGCGCACACGCCCGCGGAUGCGGCGCACCCGUACCCGGGGCGCUGGGCGGAGCUCGUCGACGCGUGGGAGGCGAAGGGGCGGCCGGGGCGUGUGCCCCCCGGGUUGGCGGAGGCCCCGCCAAGGCUGGAGGGGGACCGCGACUAUCGCGCGACAAAGAUCGAUUAUAUGCUGAGGCCGGAGACCGUCGAGAGCUUCUAUAUCAUGUGGCGUACGACGGGCGACGAGGUGUGGCGGGAGCGCGGAUGGGCGGUCUUCCGCGCCAUCGAGAAGGAGGCGAAGACGAAGAGCGGGUACGCGAGCGUUGCGUCGGUGGAGAAGUCGCCUGCGCGGCUCAAGGACGAGAUGCCGAGUUUCUUCACCGCAGAGACCCUCAAGUAUCUGUAUCUCCUGUUCUCGGACGAGGAGCUCAUCCCGCUGGAUCGUUGGGUGUUCAACACCGAGGCGCACCCGCUCCCCGUGUUUGAGUGGGCAGACUGGGAGAAGAAGAAAUACGGCAUUUCAUAAGCCGGGCAUACGUCCACGCUGCGCUCUCUCACACGCACACGAGUUACUACUAAUGUGUAAACUAACGCGUACAUACUACAGCAUGCUCCUCGAAUAUAGCUUGGAUACUGAGGACG
This is a messenger RNA of Trametes versicolor FP-101664 SS1, 1972 nucleotides long. Its product is annotated as seven-hairpin glycosidase. Lineage: Eukaryota; Fungi; Basidiomycota; Agaricomycetes; Polyporales; Polyporaceae. Gene Ontology annotation, molecular function: calcium ion binding; mannosyl-oligosaccharide 1,2-alpha-mannosidase activity. The coding region runs from base 111 to 1856 and encodes 581 amino acids. The record is from RefSeq and is a predicted model, not a curated record. Gene Ontology annotation, biological process: carbohydrate metabolic process; N-glycan processing. Gene Ontology annotation, cellular component: membrane; endoplasmic reticulum. The transcript has 10 exons.